Messenger RNA from Triticum urartu, 846 nucleotides. NCBI's taxonomy places the organism in Eukaryota, Viridiplantae, Streptophyta, Magnoliopsida, Poales, Poaceae. The record is from RefSeq and is a predicted model, not a curated record.
AUGGCUUUCCACCAAAGAUCGAUAAGUUUGCCUUCUAGGCCUCACGUCAGUGAGACCGAAGUCGAGGAAGAGCUCCACCACCUAGAAGCAAGCCUCUCUUCCUCCAGUUCCAUCAGCACGAUCACGAUGUGCGAUGGUCUCAGGACUCUUGCAAACAUCUACGAUGGUCUUGAAGAAAUCAUCUGCCUACCAACCAACCAAGUUUGCUCCUCUGCUGGGAGGAGCAUGUUGGAUGGAGAAAUAGACGGUUCUCUUGAGCUGCUAGAUCUCUGCAACGCCAUGCAAGAGAUCUUCGUCGAGAUGAAGGCCAUCAUCCAAGAGCUGCAAUUGGCUGUAAGGAAAGGUGAUGACGCAGCUACUCAGGCCAAGAUCCAAUCCUACACCCGCUUGGUGAAGAAGUCAAAGAAUCUUUUCAAGAAGACUGCGAAGAAGGCUCCUGCAGAUUGUAGCAUGGUCAUGCUGUUGGCCAAGGCUAGAGAGAUCUCUGUGUCUCUGCUGGAGUCCACACUCCAUCUCUUGUCGAAGCAAAUUGAAAUGCCAAAGCAGUCUCUUGUCUGCAAGGCAUUUUACAAGAAGAAGGCCGUUGUUUGCGAGGAGGAGAAAUUGCAGGAGUUAGAGUGCAGCAUCCAAGAUCUUCAGAAUGGAGCAGGAAAUCUGUUUAGGAAAUUAGUCCAGAACAGAGUUUCUCUUCUAAACAUUCUUAGCUCAUAGAUACUACACAUCACUCUACUCACUGUGAUUGGCAUCCGCCUUUUUGAGGAUGAUCCGAUCUUGAGACAGUUUUGCCAUAUGUAUAGAGUACAAACGUACAGAAAUUAUAGAAACAAAGACCAAAGUUUCGAUCCA